GCAGUUUAGUAAUAAUAGUCGUUUCGGCUAAUUAUUCUAAAUUAAUUAAACAUCUUAGUAUAGUUUUUAAUUCAUUAUUGCUAGUGAUGUAGGUAAAUGUUGACAUUUAGGUAAUUUAGAUAACUCAGAAAGUCGAAGAAGAGCAACACCAUGAUUAAUGAAUCUUUCGAAUUGUCAUCGGAUGAUGAGGCCAUUGACCUAUCAGGCCAUUUGGACUCUUCAGUUACCGUAGGUGAGCACGCGUUUAGCCAAAUGCAAGGAGACUUAGAUCAGCAGCGUCUUCUGGGAGAACGUCCGCUUAAUGAUCCUUUGGCGGAUAUUAUGGUUAGGGAAAUUCAACACCAAGAAAGAUACGAACGUCUUCUUAGGAGAGCGAAAGCAGAAGAUCUUAGUGAAGUCUCUGGCAUAGGCUGUUUAUAUCAAAGUGGUGUCGAUAGGUUGGGUCGUCCAGUUGUUGUCUUCGUUGGUAAAUGGUUUCCGUUUAACAAACUUAAUCUGGAUAAGGCUUUGUUGUAUUUGAUAUUGUUACUGGAUCCCAUUGUUAAAGGCGAUUAUGUGAUUACAUAUUUCCACACAUUAACUUCAAAUAGUAAUUAUCCUUCAUUCUCAUGGCUUAAAGAAGUAUAUAACGUUUUGCCUUAUAAAUACAAGAAGAAUCUAAAAGCCUUUUAUAUCAUUCAUCCGACAUUUUGGACAAAGAUGAUGACCUGGUGGUUCACGACUUUUAUGGCUCCCGCAAUUAAGCAAAAAGUCCAUAGUUUGCCAGGUGUAGAAUAUUUAUAUGCCGUUAUGUCUCCAGAGCAACUCGAAAUUCCCGCUUAUAUUACAGAAUACGACAUGUCGACAAAUGGUUUGCGGUACUUCCAACCGGGAGCACAAACGUAAAAGUAAUAUUGUGAUCGUUACUGACCAAUGUGCCCAAGAUUUCAGUGAUAAAUUGCAAUAUUAGACUUGUGCUAUGCUGUGCUGUGCCAACUUGUUAAACUAUAGUUACGAUGCUAUGGCUAGGGUAGAAAUUUCACAAUGGAGUUGAAAUUACAUUUUUAUUUAACCUUUUUUGAGGUCACAUUCCGUACUGAAUUUAAUCACAUUUUAAGAUUUUGUAAUGUCUAAUUUAUUUAUUAUCACUGUGUGUGUUAAGUAAGUCCAUCACAAAUGUGUAUUUGUUUGAUUUGUAAUUGUACUAGAUUAAACGAACUUACCUGGU
Messenger RNA from Photinus pyralis (common eastern firefly), 1207 nucleotides. RefSeq names its product protein GDAP2 homolog. NCBI's taxonomy places the organism in Eukaryota, Metazoa, Arthropoda, Insecta, Coleoptera, Lampyridae. The transcript is spliced from 6 exons. Bases 151 to 885 code for a protein of 244 amino acids. The record is from RefSeq and is a predicted model, not a curated record.